Diabrotica virgifera virgifera (western corn rootworm) is the source of this 5068-nucleotide messenger RNA. RefSeq names its product F-box/LRR-repeat protein 4. The record is from RefSeq and is a predicted model, not a curated record. Lineage: Eukaryota; Metazoa; Arthropoda; Insecta; Coleoptera; Chrysomelidae. Gene Ontology annotation, biological process: SCF-dependent proteasomal ubiquitin-dependent protein catabolic process. Gene Ontology annotation, cellular component: SCF ubiquitin ligase complex. Gene Ontology annotation, molecular function: protein binding. The transcript is spliced from 11 exons. The coding region runs from base 532 to 2319 and encodes 595 amino acids.
UUGUCAAUUUGUGAUGUCAUUGAAAUAAAAUGGAAAAUAAUAUCCGAAUAUCUCAAAUCUCAGAUAAAUUGUGAACAAAAAUAGGCAAAAAUAUGGUUUUAUGCAAUGUCAUAUGUUAAGGUAGUUGCGUAUCAGUUUCUUGAUAUCAAUUAAACCACAAAAACUCUUUUAAAUGUGAAUUGUUACUUUGCAAACUUUAUACUUUUCCAGCAAAAGAAAGGGAGUAGGUUCAAAACACAGGUACAUGUUAGACAGGUCACGUUUUUUUGUUGACAACAAAAAGAGUUGAUAAGAUAAUACCUUGAUCACACCUUGAUGUGCCUUGAUUUUGAACGAUUUUAACAAAAAACACUUCCAACUUUAAAUUGCCUUGAGCUGUUCUUUAAAUUUGUUUUAAGAAGCCUUACAAAAAGAAGUACUACAAAUGUAUCAAAUAUAAGAAUUAAUAGUGACUCUAUAAAAUUUAUCUUAUGCCAAGUAGUGAACAGUCUCAAGAUUAUUUAAAUUUAUUAGAAGCACUACUUCAGCCAAAUGAGUACAAAAAAAGAGCCUGCCAGAAGGAGAGUAGAGUAUUAUGUACACAAAGUUAAAGACUAUUCUUCUAGAUACAAUCAUAUUGGCAGCUUCCAUUAUGCUCCUUGUAAUUUAGUAGGAAAAUAUGAACUGUAUCCUACGUAUGGAGAUUUUCCUGAAUGUUAUUGCUUGAAAAACUAUGGAAGCUGGUGGAAGCAAAGUAGAACUUACCAACCAAAUUAUAGACCACAAGAUUUUGAUUGUUUGGGAGCUGAAGAUUAUAUUACUGUUGAAUUUGAAGAAGCGCUUGUGCCGAGUGAUAUAUGUAUAUAUGAGAUAUUUAAUCCAGGAGCAGUUGUUCGAAUUAGAGGUAAACUAUCAACUGAGAGUAACUCCAAAUGGAUCUUAUUAUGGGAAGGUGCACCUGAAAAGAUUCCUCCAAUUUCAAGGAAAUUUCAUAAAAAAAUUAAAAAUAUUGAUUCAUUGAUCAAUACACUACGUAUCGAAUUCAACCCAACUCACUUGGAAUAUCAUUAUGCAGUAGAAGCUGUUCUAAUGGGAGGUUUCCAAGCCAGAUCAAUGUUAGAAGCUAAAAUUCUCGGUAUAGGGCUUCUCAAUAUCAUUGGAAGUUUUAGUUCAAAACUUACUUGUCAAGAUCCCGAAGAAUCCACAACUGCUUCGACGUCGGAUUGCAGUACACCUUCCUGUUCCUUACCUGAAGUAAAGCCAAUGUUGUUGGAAGAUACUUGUACGGAUACCAGAACUGAUUAUUUUUUGAACUUACCAAAUGAAAUAAUAUUACAAAUCUUCCAAUAUUUAGAUUUAAUAUCGCUAAGUCACUGUUCUAUGGUAAAUAGAAGAUGGAAUGACAUUUCCAGAGAUGCCUUACUUUAUCAAAAUAUAAAUUUACGGCCAUAUUGGCACCUAGUCAACGUUAAUACCAUACUCUAUUAUAGAAGUAGAUGUCAAUUAUUGAAAAAAGUCGAUGUGUCGUGGUGUGGAAACGAUGUACCUCAUUUUUCUACUACCCUUGAAGGGUUUCUGGCCAGCAAUGCUCACAGUAUUACUCAUCUAUCAUUGUCAAGCUGUAAAUUUCUAAAUGAAAACAUGUUUCAAGUAAUUUCAUUGUGCAGCGAACUAGUAGACUUACGUUUAAGAUAUACAUCUGGUUGGAAUUUGUUAGAACGACCCUUGCUGAGUGAUUUUCAAAAAUUGGUUGUCUUAGAUUUAUCUUCAACUGAUAUUCUUGAUGAUGAAGUAAUUGCUGUUUUGCAAAGAAACCCUAAUUUAGAAGUUCUCAAUUUAGAUUUAUGCCAAAAACUCCAAAGAUUAGAUGAAAUAGUACAAACUGCAGUCGAACAUAAUAAGAAACUUUCUGCAUGGAGUUGUUGGAAAUCGUGCUCUAUAACUCCUGAAGGUGUUAGGCGUUUAGGAAGAUGCCCUAACCUUAAAGAAAUCGACCUUGGAUGGUGCCUGAAUUACAAAGAUCCCGGGGAUUCCUUACAUGUUGUUGCAAAGGGAUGUCCAAAGUUAGAAAGGUUGAUAUUAUCUGCAUGGAGAGGUCUUAACGAUGCUUUAUUGGCGCCUAUUAUAAAGUCCUGUAAGGAACUGAAAUACCUGGACCUUUUAGGAAGUAGAAAUAUUACAGGUCAUAUUUGUGAAAAGGCUCUAAGAUUGCUGCCCAAGCUUGAGCUAUUGGAUUUGUGUUAUUCUUUUUGCAUUACACAGAAUGAGGUAAAUCUUUGGAGGCGACAAUAUCCCAAUGUCACCAUUCAAUUUUUUCCAUUUGAUCACCCCAAUCAAUAGUUCCAGUAAAACUGUUAAGAACAGUAAGCGUAAAAGUUAUAUUAGACCAGAUUACAACUGUGAUAUCAAAAUUGAAUUAAAGUGGAUAUAUACAUAGUGAAUUCACGGAUUACACCCUUCUAGAAUCAGUAACGGAUUUUCACAGCAUAUUUAUUUCAUAGGAUGUGACACAUAAUGAAUUCCUAAAUAGUCAGUGCUAUAUAUCUUAUAUCAUAAAGAGGCCUAACAUCACUUCCUAAAAGUAUUUCUUUAAUACAUUAUUUUUUAUUAAUUUGUCAUUGUAAAACUGUAAAUGUCACCCAGUAUAUCGUCGGUAUACUGCGAAAACUGGGUAAAUGCCGAAAUACCGAAACCGAGAAAAAACGUUUUUAAAGUUUAGUGUUUUGUUUUGAAUUAACGGGACAACUUCUGUUUGAUAUUCGGUAUUCUAGUGAAAGAUGCAUAUAUCAGAAAUGAUAUUCUAUCAUUAGUUUGAAAAAGUUAAGACAACUAGCUGAUUAAACCUAAAUUUAAGAUGGAGAUGCGGUCACUUAUCUGGUUUUACCUGUAAAUCUAAAUUAAUCAUUUACCCUUAAAAUAACACAUUUAUAACAAAUAUAAUAAACCAAAUAUAAUAUUUUGUAGUUCUCUGAUCGGAAUAUGAGGCUUUAACUAGUUAUUAGCAAUGUUUUUAAGGGAUUAGUCGAUAAUUAAUUAUAACAUCUAACUGGUUUUCCCUGAACAUUUUAUUCUGGUUGUAGUCAUAUAAAUAUUAUUUACAUAAAUGAUAGGCAGUUUUAUAGAAAAAUCAAAUUUAUUUUGAACGUGUUAUAGAUACAACAAAAUAAUAUUACUAUGCUUAUUACUCGUCAGAUUAGUCACUGAAAGCAGGAUCUGACAAGAUGCCAUUGGCAUCGGAAAAUACCAUACCACCUGUUAUAUUCCUCCGGUAUCACUCCCUUAUCAAAUAGCUGUAACAAAUCCCUGUUUUUUGCUAUGCUAGUUGGCAAAGUUUUAUCAUAAAGUUGCUUAAGUUUUUAUCGACCAACAUAAGCAUGCUUAUGUUUGUUGAUAACUCAGCUUGCUUUUUUCUUGUUGACUGCCGUGCAGUAUCAAUAAGGAAAUGAAGCUUGGUGACGCGUCUUAACUGAAAUGGAUUCUGUUUGUCUCUUUUUUCACGAAUCUCAUCUUUUCAUCUUUAACCACAUUAUUUUUUCGCCGUUUUGGUCUUUUGGUCGGUUUUUAAUUAGAGUGUGUGACAAUUUUUUUAAAUCAUAAAAGUCGUAGUACCUAUUUAAAAUCUUUACACUUGUAUGGUUCUAUACAUACUUUUCUAUCACUGACCUUGACAUUUUUAGUUUCCCUUGCAUUUUGAAAAAACAGACUAGUAAUCUAGCAUGCCAUAGAGAGACCUGAUUUCUAGCGGUUUAGAUGCUGCUUUGUAUAGAGUCAACUUCCAUACAAGAAUGUCCCGACUCUAAAAAUUUAUGUUACGAUACUGUCCUCUGCAGGUAUAAGAAAAUACACAUAUUUCACUUGCUUACAUAUUCUGGGACACGUUUUGAUAAUUAGUUGGGUAUGAUGCUUUCUAUUUCAGAACUUCCUCGUCCACCGUUAAUUUCUGACUAGGCAGAACGGUAAGCUACAUUUGGUAAGAAUAUAUGAAUUGUCCAGUUAAUCUGGAAUCUGUAGUAUAGCCUGUAGAUCAAAAUUCCGUUGUUGAUUAGAGCUUUUCUUAUCAUUUAGAUUUUCGAGAUUCCGUACUUCUUUUUUUCUGAUGUUGUCUAAAUCCGGUUUCUUAGUUGGAUUAGCCAUAUCAUAGUAUGAUAGGGCUAAUAAAUAUUAUUUAUUACAAACUAAACAUUGAUCUUAUUUAGGACAAAAAGCUUAAAUUAUAGUCGUUAGAAAAUAUUCUUCGGUGUGUAAUUUCGCUAAUACUUGCCGGUUUCUUCAGCUGACAAUCAUUUAUAUAAAGUUGAUACAUUUUCCUAGUACUCAAAUUUUUGUCCAAAUAUCUACGCUUCGAACUUUGGCGAAUAUAUUGUAGGACCAUGGUUGGAACAGACUCAAUAUGAGCCUUCACAAUUUUUCGGUUUUCAUUGCUUGUUUUAUUUGGCAGUAUAUGCUUGCCUCUUUUGCCCGUAUCUGCAUAACAACAUAUAAUAUUCAUUUUUCUUACAACAUCUUGCAUUUUUUUACGCUGAUAUACAAAGUGUCUUACAAAAAAACUUCUCACAUACCUGUACCUCUUGACUAUUCAAAGAAACAUAGUCGAUACUAUCUAUUUUACCAGUCGAUAUGAAUGAGAAAUUUUAAUAAAACAUACAUGUAAAAUGUAUUAAAGACAUUUAUCACCUUUUUACUAAAUAUGGUAUACAGCAGUAGAAAUAUAUUUUUGUCCGGCAAAAUAAUAUAUGUGCGCUUACUUGGUUUUACAUGCAACAAAACUUUAAUUUUGUGGAAGUAAAUAGCGAUAGAUUGUUUUACUUGAAAAUGAAAAGUUGGUUAUGUGUAACUUAUAUGUUUAUCACACAAAUUAUCUGCUGAAUGGUAAGUCGUAUCAUUUACUGGGUUUUACCUGUAUGUAGAGCGUAAAAAGCUGAGAAUUUUGGUAUACUUAACUCAAUAUUUUAAAAUUUGUCAUUUACCUGGUUUUCGCAGUAUACCGACGAUAUGUUACAAUUGUUUUUAUUAAAUAUUAAUUUUAAUUACCCAUAUAUUAUUAUGUACAUUAUCAAUUGUUAUAUUCAAUAAAAAAUGUUUAAAAUUU